CAUGGGGGCGAUGGGUGGUGAUAGUGGUGAUGGUUAUGAACGAGAGCCGCAGCGAUGCUUCUCGUCCGAGUGAGAUUUGUUUAGGCCUCGUCGUGUCAGAACGUCUCUACGACGCUGGCUUCAUCCUUCCGCUUGGUGACAUCCCCUCCUCCUCGCAAGCACGAUGGAGCAUCGUUUCGCUGGUGGCUUGACUUCUAAGAUGGGUCAACUGGAGCUGCUGCUGCCGCUGCUGCAACGGGGGACGCGCUGGACAAUGGAGGGGACGACGACGAAGGGGACGAGUCAUCGUCUUCCCGCCAGCUACACAUGCCUAACCUUACAGUAAUUGACGGGCUUGCCAGCUUCAUUAUUACGACAAUCUUCACGGGGGAAGGGGGGGGGGGGGGUACAUGCCACUGUUUGGAGCAGCUGGUUUUUGCCGUAAGAGAGGUUGUUUUUUCUGGCUUGCGAUUGAGGCUCGUCGCAUGUUCCUCUCAAGUUGUCGUCGUCGUCGUCGCGGCUAUCUGCGUCGUGGUGAGCCUGCUUCAGCUGGGUUCGCUCGGGGCAGCAUGUGCUCCGAGAGAGAGCUGCGGCGUAACUGCUAGUUGGGUGCUCUCCUUUGGUUGUGGUUGGUGUCGCGAGCUAUGUUAGUGCCAGGUAAGUGGGGUACAGCUGUGGAUCGAUAGUUUGCUUCACGGGGUUCAGGGGGGUGUAAGUGCUUGGCUUCGAAGUAGAAGCGUGAGCUGCAGCGGCUGUGGUAAAGCGGUAGUGGUGACUUAAAAAGGAGGAAGUUGCUAGGAGUGACCCACGCAUAGAAGUUGAAGCUUCUGCAGCUUCACGCCACAGGGUUCUGUUGAAGCGCAGAAGUGUGAUUUGAAGCCUACAUUAAUCUUCAGGAUUAUGAAGGAUCGAGGCAUGGCAGUUCAAAUGUGUCGUAAUUGCAAGAAGUUGGAUUCCUGUAGGUCAAGCAUUUCAUGACAAUCUUGCAGCUCCAACCCUACUCAGCUAUCUUGUUAGACCGCUGCCGAUCUUUAGAAAUGGGGAAUAAGAACCAUGACGGGAAGUCGAGCAUGGCCAAGGUCGCAACCUGUGUCGUGGUGGUCCUAUUUUUCGUGUCCGCGGCAGGCCAGGACUUAGCAGCUGACACAAGAGCUCUCAUCACCUUCAGAAACGUGUUCGACCCCAGAGGCACCAAAUUGAACUGGACUAACACGACCUCAACCUGCCGCUGGAAUGGCGUAGUCUGCUCCCGUGACCGAGUUACGCAGAUCCGUUUGCCGGGUGAUGGGCUCACGGGCAUCAUACCGCCUGAGAGUUUGAGCUUGCUCUCGGAGCUUCGGGUUGUAAGCCUGCGCAACAAUCACCUGACGGGCCCGUUUCCAGGCGAGCUAGGAAAUUGCAACCAUGUGCACGCACUCUAUCUCGGGGGCAACGACUUCUACGGGCCUGUACCAAAUCUCACCGGAUUCUGGCCGCGACUCACUCAUUUGAGCUUGGAAUACAAUAGGUUCAACGGGACGAUACCGGAUUCAAUUGGCCUCUUCUCGCAUCUGUACUUGCUGAACCUCCGUAAUAACUCGUUCUCCGGAACCAUUCCACCCCUCAACCUAGUGAAUUUGACGUUAUUCGAUGUUGCCUACAACAAUCUGUCUGGACCGGUGCCCUCAAGUUUGUCCAGAUUCGGAGCGGCUCCUCUGCUAGGCAAUCCAGGCUUGUGCGGUUUCCCUCUCGCAUCUGCGUGCCCGGUAGUGGUUUCGCCAAGCCCGAGCCCCAUCACUGGACCAGAGGCAGGAACAACUGGGAAGCGGAAGCUUUUGUCGUCAGCUGCCAUAACAGCCAUUAUUGUCGGUGGCGUUGCAUUGCUGGUGCUCUUCAUCAUAGGACUCUUCGUGUGUUUUUGGAAGCGACUCACGGGAUGGCGGAGUUCGACGAGAACUGAAGGACGAGAAAAAGCCCGUGAGAAGGCACGCGACAAGGGGGCGGAGGAGCGUGGAGAAGAGUACUCCAGCUCGGUUGCAGGGGAUUUGGAACGCAACAAGUUAGUUUUCUUCGAAGGGAAAAGGUACUCGUUUGAUCUAGAGGACUUGCUGCGUGCGUCUGCAGAGGUGCUCGGCAAGGGCAGCGUGGGGACCGCUUACAAGGCGGUCUUGGAAGACGGGACUAUCCUGGCGGUGAAGAGGUUGAAAGAUGUGACCACCGGCAGGAAGGACUUUGAAGCACAAGUUGACGUGGUAGGAAAGCUGCAGCACCGAAAUCUGGUGCCCCUCCGCGCUUACUACUUCUCCAAGGAUGAAAAGCUGCUAGUGUAUGACUACAUGCCGAUGGGCAGCCUUUCUGCUCUUCUACAUGGCAACCGAGGUAGCAGUCGUACACCUUUGGAUUGGGUGACCAGAGUAAGAAUUGCGCUUGGAGCUGCAAGAGGACUUGAGUAUCUACACUCUCAAGGAGGAUCCAGAUUCGUGCAUGGGAAUAUUAAGUCGUCCAACAUUCUUCUCAACAGAGAAUUGGAAGCUUGCAUUUCAGACUUCGGACUGGCGCAAUUGUUAAGCUCUGCAGCCGCUGCCUCCAGGAUUGUCGGUUACCGAGCGCCUGAGAUAUCCGAGACUCGCAAAGUGACACAAAAGUCGGACGUCUAUAGUUUUGGAGUGCUACUGCUUGAGCUUCUAACUGGGAAGGCACCGACUCAAGUGUCGUUGAACGACGAAGGCAUCGACUUACCCAGGUGGGUGCAAUCCGUGGUUCGGGAAGAAUGGACCGCGGAAGUUUUCGACCUGGAGCUCAUGCGCUACCAGAAUAUCGAAGAAGAAAUGGUGGCCAUGUUGCAAGUUGCAAUGCAAUGUGUUGACGCUGUUCCCGAUCGACGUCCAAAGAUGACCGACGUGCUCUCACUUCUGGAGGAUGUGCAUCCAUUUUCCUCCGACACUGGCGACGAGGCGUCUCGUCAAUCUGAGAGCAUUUCUGAGGAGAAGUCCAAGAGCAGCGAGAAAGACAAGGACUCGGUGGAAAACACUCCGUCCUACAAUCAGACGCCGUCAGCUCCGUCCUCUGACUCCCACAAUCCGUCUGAGCACACUGUUUCGUAGAAUUGUUUACUAACAAUCAAUGAUUUUCUGCGUUUUCCUUUGGUCAUGCCUGUGUCAUCGAGACUCUUUGCUGAAUUGCUUCUAGUAUCCAUUCAUAUGUUGAUCAGAUAGACAUAAUGUGGACUUCUGUAGCGAUUAUGUGAUCUGAUCAACAAGAUUUGAGCCAUUUUUCCCCGAGUGUUUGGUAUCUUGGGACAAUGUGACAAGUUGGUUGAAUUAAAUCUAAGGUUGUGUUAAAUCUCCUA
Physcomitrium patens is the source of this 3307-nucleotide messenger RNA. Its product is annotated as putative inactive receptor kinase At2g26730. Gene Ontology annotation, molecular function: ATP binding; protein kinase activity; protein binding. NCBI's taxonomy places the organism in Eukaryota, Viridiplantae, Streptophyta, Bryopsida, Funariales, Funariaceae. The record is from RefSeq and is a predicted model, not a curated record. Gene Ontology annotation, biological process: protein phosphorylation.